GUGAUCUCUUCCUUGUAAGCCUAUCUAUCAUUUCAUUGCCUUCAUUUAUCCUGAAGCCCACCUGGUAGUUCUAAACAUAUGUAUGUACCUCAAGUGAGCAAUCUUCUUUUUCUUUAGCUAUUAAAUUUAAAAUAUUGAAUAAAACUCUGUCCCACAGUUCUUAUCAUUAUAAUCGCCAGUCAGUCAAAGUUUUAGGAAAAACUUCCUAUCUGUUCAUCAAGUGCAUUUUGCGAAUAGACUAGUAUAAAUUAAGUGUUUGCUUAUGGACCUGGAUAAAAAUAUGCAUGACGGAAUAUUAUUCUAUAAAGGUGCACUCAUGUGAAACUAAUUUGAUAAUAUAGUUUUGAACAUACAUACCUAACAACUUUUCAGUUGUAUAAUGGUGUCAGUGAGAAUUGCUCUAUUUCUGGCUUUAGCCAUAUCAGUAAUCGCAGGGAUUUCUGGUACAAAGUGCUACUUAUGCUCUUCUCUACAAGAUGAAAAAUGCAGAAGUGCACAGAAUCAGGAUUCAUACCAUUUAGAUUGCGCACGAUUCACCCCCGUAUCAGGACAGAAUUACACGUGUGGAAAAAUUGAGUUUGUUGAGGGUGAAACAAUCCAAGUAGUCAGAGGUUGUAUGAUUAGCGACAUAACCUGUGAAGAUAUAGAGAAAGUCGCACCGGUCAAGAUAACGGACUGUACAAUUUGUGAUACCGACUUCUGCAAUGGAGCAUAAAGUCAAAUUCUUACAUUGAGUAAAAUGUUUGAUUAA
This is a messenger RNA of Acanthoscelides obtectus, 751 nucleotides long. The record is from the annotation of a GenBank genome assembly. Lineage: Eukaryota; Metazoa; Arthropoda; Insecta; Coleoptera; Chrysomelidae.